Molecule: messenger RNA, 1620 nt
Organism: Ananas comosus (pineapple)
Lineage: Eukaryota; Viridiplantae; Streptophyta; Magnoliopsida; Poales; Bromeliaceae
Product: blue-light photoreceptor PHR2
Exons: 4
Coding region: 60-1391 (443 amino acids)
Biological process (GO): photoreactive repair
Molecular function (GO): FAD binding; DNA binding
Source: RefSeq, a predicted model, not a curated record
ACUCUCCACUCUCCAUCCUCAUCUCUCUCUCUCUCUCUCUCUCUCUCUCUCUCCUAAACAUGGAGCAAACCAAGCCCCUUCUCCCUCCUCUCACCUCCCCCCAAACCCUAGAAACCCUCGAAACCCUAGAAUCCCAAUCCCCGUCGCAGGAGGAAGAGCACCUCAAACCCCUCCCCAUCGCCUCCCUCUCCCUCUCCCUCUCCUCGCUCCUUUCCCUCGCCUCGAAACCCUCCCCCCCGACCCUCUCCUCCUUCAAGACCCGCAUCAAGAUCCCCUCCCAGAUCACCUCCCUCGCCCACCUCUCCUCCUCCUCGCCCAAGCCCCCUCGCCGGAGCUCCAGCGCCGCCGCAGCCUCCCUCCUCCGCGCGCCGUCGCAGCUGCUCCGCCGCCCGCCCGCCGACCCCCGCGCCGGCGCCGCCGCGGGGCGCCGCUGCGGCCUCGUGUGGUUCCGCGCCGACCUCCGCGUCCACGACAACGAGGCCCUCGCCGCGGCCUCCGACGCCUCCCUCUCCCUCCUCCCCGUCUACCUCUUCGACCCGCGCGACUACGGCCGCUCCUCCUCCGGCUUCGACCGCACCGGGCCCUACCGCGCCGCGUUCCUCCGCGACUCCGUCGCCGACCUCCGCCGCCGCCUCCGCGCGCGCGGCUCCGACCUCGUCGUCCGGAUCGGGCGCCCCGAGGUCGUCCUCCCCGAGGUCAGGGCCGAGGAGAGGGUGGCGAAGGCCAUGGAGAAGGAAGGGGUGGAGGUGAAGUACUUCUGGGGGAGCACCCUGUACCACGUCGACGAUCUCCCCUUCGAUCUCGAUCGGAUGCCCUCGACCUACGGCAGCUUCAGGGAAAAGGUGCAGGGGGUGGCGGUGCGGAGGACGAUCGAGGCCCUGGACCAGAUCAAGGGGCUCCCGAAGCGGGGCGGCGUCGAGCCCGGCGAGAUCCCGACGUUGGCAGAGCUCGGGCUCAAUCCGGCCCCCGCCAUGUCGCAGGAUGGGAAACCUGCCGCCGUUACUUCUUCUCUCGUUGGCGGCGAGACUGAAGCACUGGAAAGGCUGAAGAAGUUCGCAGCUGAAUGCAGUAUGCAACCUAAAAAGGGGGACAAAGAUAGUACUCGAGACAGCAUCUAUGGUGCAAACUUCUCCUGCAAAAUCUCGCCGUGGCUUGCUACGGGAUGCCUUUCUCCACGCUUCAUGUAUGAGGAGCUGAAGAAGACUGCGACUAAGGCAAUUUCGGCUGCAACAAAUCAGAAGAAUGGUGCUGCUGGAUCGGAUAACGGAAUGAACUGGCUGAUGUUUGAAUUACUAUGGAGAGAUUUCUUCCGGUUUAUCACCAAGAAAUACAGCACUGGGAAGAAUGCCGAAGUUGAACCCGCCACAGCUUGCACUGGUGCUCUUGCUUGAAGUGAUAAGAGUCCGAAUCCGGACAACAUAUCCAGGUUUAUAGUUCCAUGAAUCUUUGGGCCUUGAGAACAACUGAGUAUGGAUGUUCAGAUUAGAGGAUUCAAGAAGUGCACCUUUUCAUUCUCAUUUUGCGAUUUAUCGCCCCCGGAAUAAGUGCUGUAGCUUUGUUCGAACACCCUUUUAUUAUUUUUAUACAUUAUGGAUAAGUUUUCGUUUCCGGAAUGUGUUA